Coregonus clupeaformis (lake whitefish) is the source of this 1276-nucleotide messenger RNA. Its product is annotated as sodium/potassium/calcium exchanger 5. The record is from RefSeq and is a predicted model, not a curated record. Gene Ontology annotation, biological process: melanocyte differentiation; calcium ion transmembrane transport; intracellular calcium ion homeostasis. Gene Ontology annotation, molecular function: calcium, potassium:sodium antiporter activity; calcium channel activity. Gene Ontology annotation, cellular component: membrane. The transcript has 7 exons. The annotation marks the transcript as partial. Lineage: Eukaryota; Metazoa; Chordata; Actinopteri; Salmoniformes; Salmonidae.
GCUUUUCUCCCCCAUGAUCUCUUUUCAGCCCUAAUAGAGUAGGUUAUGGUAGAUGUGAGUUAGUAAGAGGCUUGUUGUAUAUUGACUGGAUUAUUAGUGAGCUCAUGACGCACUGCAGCAGUAGUUAAUAAAACAGUUUUUUUUUUAACCGCUUUCUAUUCUAAAACCAUGUAUAAAGACGGAGUGGUGGACAAGAAUAACAGAAAAGAUUUUAUACCUUAUUUUCUAGGACUAGUUUUAGUUUUAUAUUGCACGGUUCAUCUUGUGUCUUUCACUGCAGCAGCAGCUCAGGAGGACUCCCAUUCCAACAGAAAGCGCCGGGCGUUGGAGAAUGAGACAGAGUGUAUUACAACCCAGUCGUCUGAGUUUCCAGAGGGGUUCUUCACACUACAGGAGAGGAAGGAUGGAGGACUUGUCAUACACUUUAUGAUCAUAUUUUACAUGCUGCUGGCAGUUGCUAUAGUCUGUGACGACUACUUUCUACCUUCCCUAGAACUUAUCAGUGACCGUCUGGGUCUGUCUCAAGACGUAGCAGGAGCCACCUUUAUGGCAGCAGGCAGCUCUGCUCCUGAACUGGUCAUGGCUUACCCAGGUGUGUUUGUGACAAAGGGAGACAUCGGUGUGAGCACCAUCGUAGGAUCAGCUGUCUACAACCUCCUGGGGAUCUGUGCUGCUUGCGGACUCCUGACCAAAGUGGUGGGUCGUCUGACCUGUUGGCCUCUGUUCAGGGACUGUCUAGCUUACGCCAUCUCUGUCUCUGCUGUUAUAGCCAUCAUCUCAGACAACAAAGUCUACUGGUAUGAUGCGGCCUGUCUGUUGUUGGUCUAUGGGGUGUACAUCGUAGUGUUGUGUUUUGACCUGAGGAUCAGUGAGUGUGUUCUGAGGAGGUUCAGCCCCUGCUGUACCUGCCUGGGGAAAGGUUCCGAGGAGCACAGCGAGACACAGCCAUUGGUCGACACCACUCUGAGGGUCCACAGACGUUCUAGAAGCGACAGCGGAAUCUUCCAGGAUGAUUCAGGAUACUCACACCUUUCCCUCAGUCUGCACGGCCUCAAUGAGAUACCAGAGGACCACCAGAGUGUGUUCUCGAUGCCAGAGAACGACCUGAAGCGGAUCCUGUGGGUGCUGUCCCUCCCGGCAAUCGUGAUUCUAUACCUGACGGUUCCAGACUGCAGGAGACGGUUCUGGAAGAAAUGGUUCAUGUUCACCUUCUUUAUGUCCGCUGUCUGGAUCUCAGGCUUCACAUACGUACUGGUCUGGAUGGUCACUAUCGUAG